This is a messenger RNA of Anoplopoma fimbria (sablefish), 2705 nucleotides long. RefSeq names its product pleckstrin and Sec7 domain containing a (gene psda). Gene Ontology annotation, molecular function: phospholipid binding; protein binding; guanyl-nucleotide exchange factor activity. Gene Ontology annotation, biological process: regulation of ARF protein signal transduction. The record is from RefSeq and is a predicted model, not a curated record. The transcript has 15 exons. Bases 26 to 2206 code for a protein of 726 amino acids. Lineage: Eukaryota; Metazoa; Chordata; Actinopteri; Perciformes; Anoplopomatidae.
AGUGGUGAGCUGGGCCACUGUCCGGAUGCUGGGAGAUCGACAGAGACAAAGAGCCACCAACGAGGAGGACGAGGUCUUCAGUCUGCUGCUGAAGGGGUCGUUGACGGCGUCCGACUCGCACGGUGGACUCAAGUCUCCGAUCUCCAUCGGCAGCCCCCGCCGACCCUCCGAGAGCAACCUGGACUCCUUCAGCCGCCACUUUGAAAGCAUCAUGGAGUCCCACCGGGCCAAAGGCACCUCGUACAGCAGCCUGGACAGCGUGGACCUCCUGACCUCUGGAUCCACGUCAGUGUUCACCUUUGACCUGCCGACCCUCACCCCCGAGAUCCAGAGUCAGAUCUGCGACAGCGCCAAGCAGAUCAUCGAGCUGAGCUUCGCCCCGCUGGCCCAUCCGGACCCGUCGGGCCCCUCGGAGACGUCUCGCUCUGAAAUCGCCCUCAGUGCCUCGGGGUCGGGGCUCCGAGGCGGCUCCAAAGACGAGCCCGGCCCUCCGGUGCGAUCCAAGUCGGAGAAGGAGUCGUGGCGUCGCUCCGGCCUCAAAGACGGCUUCCGCAAGGCGAGCUCGGCCCCGUCGCUCCACAGCAGCCCCAAGGAGCGUCCGGUGAACCGCCCCCCCGAGCUGCUCUACCCGCAGGCCGACGUGGCGGAGCGUCUGGCGCUCGGCGGCGGCGGCGAGGAGGCGCUGACCAACGGCACGAAGGCCGACCUGCAGGCGGCCAAGCGUCUCGCCAAACGGCUCUACAGCCUGGACGGCUUCAGGAAGUCCGACGUGGCUCGACACCUCGGCAAGAACAACGACUUCAGUCAGAUGGUGGCAGAGGAAUAUCUCAGUUACUUUAACUUCAGCGGUCUGACCAUCGAUCAGGCUCUCAGGACGUUUCUGAGCCAGUUUGCUCUGAUGGGAGAAACUCAGGAGAGAGAGAGAGUCCUCGCUCAGUUCUCCAGAAGAUACAGACAGUGUAACCCCGAGAGUGUCCCCACGGAAGACAGCGUCCACACUCUGACGUGUGCCGUCAUGUUGCUGAACACAGACCUUCAUGGGAACAAUAUCGGGAAGAGGAUGUCCUGCAGUCAGUUCAUCACCAACCUGGAGGGUCUCAACGAUGGAAAAGACUUCCCCAAAGAUCUGCUGAAGACUCUCUACAGCUCCAUCAAGAACGAGAAGCUUCAAUGGACCAUAGACGAGGAGGAUUUGAGGAAUUCCAUGUCGGAGCUGGCUGAUGUCCGAACAGACUCCGCCUCCCACACCAUGAAACGCCUGGGGAGUGGAGGAAACCCGCUGGUGGGCGUCGCCCAGCAGGCCGACGGCGAGCUCUACAAGAGCGGCUUCCUGGUUCGCAAAGUCCACGCCGACCCUGACGGAAAGAGAACUCCGCGGGGUAAGAGGGGGUGGAAGUCUUUCUACGCCAUGCUGAAGGGUCUGGUGCUCUACCUGCAGAAGGAUGAGUUCCGUGCGGAUCGUGAGCUGACGGAGGAGGACGUGAAGAACGCCGUCUCCAUCCAUCACUCUCUGGCCAUGAGAGCAGCCGACUACAGCAAGAGACCCAACGUCUUCUACCUGAGGACGGCCGACUGGAGGGUCUUCCUGCUGCAGGCCACCGAUGCAGAACAGAUGCAGUCGUGGAUCACGCGGAUCAACGUGGUGGCGGCCAUGUUUUCUGCGCCCCCGUUCCCGGCAGCGAUCGGCUCCCAGAAGAGGUUCAGCCGUCCUCUGCUGCCGGGAUCGAACACCAAACUGACCCAGGAGGAGCAGGUCAAAUCCCACGAGAACCGGUUCAGGUCGGUCUCCUCCGAGCUGGCCGACCUCACCGCCUCCACGCCGGACCGGAAGGUCAAAGGUCGCGAGCUGGAGGAGCAGAAACUCCGACAGGAAUACCUGGAGUUCGAGAAAACCCGCUACGGGACGUACGCCAUGCUGCUUCGGGCCAAGCUGUCGAGUGGAGACGAGGACCUGUCGGCCUUUGAGUCGCGGCUGUUUGACGACGGCGGCCUGCAGAGGGCGCACUCCAGCCCCACGCUGCCUCAGGACAGCGGCCACAAGGACAAGACCCGCGGGGCCGCCACGUCCAAGAGCCUCAAGGUCACGUCGACCUCCAAGACCGCCGGCAGCGGCAAAGAGGGAAGCAAGAAGAAGAACGGCGGCGGUGGAAACAGCCAGCAGCCGGAGCUGCAGAAACACAGCAGCAAACAGGAAGAGGCGCCGUAAGGCGGCGAGGAGCAGCGUGUAGCUGGAGACGGACGUGAAGCAUUGUGGGAAACAGGCUGACAUCCUCCUUCAAACCUUUUCUGUUCAACCUCAAGUCACGUUCUGAUUGGCUCGGGGAGUUUCCUCCAGAGCCGAGCUGAGACGUUCGAGGUCGGUGGGAGAGGAGACGCUCGUCACCGAGGACGACGACGAGCGGAGCGUUUCUUCUUUUGUUUGUUUGUUUUUUUUAAACGAGUUGAAACAUUCAGGAAACACUACCAAGCUUUUAUUUCUCAUCCAGACUUCAGAGUUUCAGAGUAAGAGCUUUAUUUCCUGUCAGGUCUGUCAUGUCGGGGCUUUUAUUUUGUUAAAUGUGAAGAAUCUUUGUCGGUACUUUUUAUCUUUUUUCUCUCACAGCGACAGAAACUGACCUCCAGAAGCAAACAGGGGAGCGGGUUGCCAUGCCGACCAGUUAUGACGGACAAAGCGCGUGGGACUGUUGCCAUGGGAACCGAGGGGG